Messenger RNA from Orycteropus afer afer, 12393 nucleotides. The record is from RefSeq and is a predicted model, not a curated record. NCBI's taxonomy places the organism in Eukaryota, Metazoa, Chordata, Mammalia, Tubulidentata, Orycteropodidae.
AUGGGAGGCAGAGCUGUGAGCUGUUUUGCUCAAGCAAACCAGUUUAACUAUGGAGUUGAUAAUGCUGAAUGGGGAAACAGUGUGCAAUUAGUUUCUUCUUUCCAGUCAAUUCCUUGUGAUGUAGAAAAAGAUGCAAGUCAUUCAACUCAUAUUACAUGUUAUACUAGACCAAUGCCAGAAGAUUUCUACACUGUCAGAGUCAGUGUGGAUGGGAUUCCUAUUACAGAAAAUAAUACCUGCAAAGGUCACAUCAACAGCUGGGCAUGUAGCUUCAAUGCAAGACGUUUCAGAACCCCGACAAUAAGGAGCAUCACACCAUUAUCUGGAACUCCAGGUGCAUUAAUAACCAUCCAAGGGAGAAUCUUUACUGAUGUCUAUGGAAGUAAUACUGCACUAAGCUCAAAUGGAAAAAAUGUUAGGAUUUUGAGAGUGUAUAUUGGAGGAAUGCCCUGUGAGCUUCUCAAACCACAAUCUGAUAAUAUGUACGGUCUAAAGCUAGACCAUCCGAAUGGGGAUUUGGGUUCCAUGAUUUGUAAAACAACUGGGACUUACAUUGUUUCGAGUUUCCCAGAGAAAACAACAUAUUUCAUUUCUUCUCUCAAUAAAAUUUCAAUGUUUCAAACGUAUGCAGAGGUCACAACUAUUUCACCUUCACGAGGAAGUAUUCAAGGUGGCACCACACUAACAAUCAGUGGGCGGUUCUUUGAUCAAACUGACUUUCCAGUCAGAGUUCUAGUUGGAGGCCAGGCCUGUGAUAUUUUGAAUAUCACAGAAAAUAAUAUAUAUUGCAAGACACCACCCAGGCCUCGUCUUCUCAGAAAUGUAUAUGCAGGUGGGAGAGGCCUAAAGCUGGAGGUCUGGAAUAAUAGCCGUCCAGUACAUCUUGAGGAGGUUCUUGAGUACGAUGAGAAAACACCGGGAUACAUGGGUGCCAGCUGGGUAGAUUCAGCUUCCUGUGCUUGGCCCAUGGAACAAGACACAUUUGUUGCUCGCUUCAGUGGCUUUUUCGUGGCUCCAGAUUCUGAUGUUUAUAGGUUCUACAUCAAAGGUGAUGACCGUUAUGCUAUUUAUUUUAGCCAGACUGAACUUCCAGAUGAUAAGGUAAGGAUGCCACAGACUGUGUUAUUGUAUUUUAAGCUCCCUGAAAAUAGGAAUAGUAUCUUCAGUAAAUAUUUAUUGAUUAAGCUGCAUGAAUUAGUCAUGAAUGAGAACAACUUUGCUGAUGCAGGUAUCUUACAAUAUUACAUUGAAAUCUUGCUGCAGGAGUACAGACUAAGUGCUUUUGUUGAUGUUGGGCUGUAUCAGUCUAGAAGUGUCUAUACUGAACAGCAAACAGGAGAUGCAGUAAAUGAAGAGCAAGUUAUCAAAUCCCAGUCAACUGUCAUUCAGGAAAUACAGGUUAUAACAUUGGAAAACUGGGAGACAACUAAUGCAAUUAAUGAAAUUCAGAAGGUCAUAGUGACCAGCCCUUGUGUGAAAGCUAAUUCAUGUUCACUUUACCAAUACAGAUUAAUUUAUAACAUGGAAAAAACUGUCUUGCUAUCUGCUGAUGCUCCUGACUUCAUACUGCAAUCAGCCAUAAAUGACCUCUGGUCUAUAAAACCAGAUUCAGUUCAAGUAACAAGGACACAAAAUCCUGAGAGCUAUAUUUACACAAUAACCUUCAUUUCAACUAGAGGAGACUUUGAUUUACUUGGUUAUGAAGUAUUUGAAGGGAAAAAUGUUACACUGGAUAUUACAGAACAAACCAAAGGAAAGCCCAAUUUGGAGACAUUUACUCUGAGUUGGGAUGGAAUUUCUUCUAAGCCUCUUACCCCAUGGUCAUCAGAAGCUGAAGAAUAUAUCAACAGAGGGCAAAAGACAGCUGAGACUGAUGCUUACUGUGGUCGUAAUUCCCUAAAAAACCCAGAUGUUCUUUUUGACUCAGCAGAUGUUAAACCAAACAGACUACCAUAUGGAGACAUUUUAUUAUUUCCUUAUAAUCAGUUAUGUUUAGCAUACAAAGGAUUUCUAGAAAAUCAUAUUGGUCUAAAAUUCCAAUACCAAGACAAUAAUAAGACUACCAGAAGCAAGGAUGUACAAUUUCCAUUUUAUUUUGCUUAUGGAAACAACUGGACCUACACUUGCAUAGACCUUCUGGACCUCGUACAAACCAAAUAUGCUGGGACUAAUUUUUCUCUUCAAAGGAUUACUUUACAGAAAGCCUCUCCAUCACAGUCGUUCUAUGUGGACAUAGUUUACAUUGGACAGGCAUCUACAAUCUCAACAUUGCAUGAAACGCCAAAGAGAAGACUACCAGCUUUAGCAAGUAAAGGAAUAUUUUUAAAACACUUUCAGGUGAAUCAGACCAAAAUAAAUGGAUCAACUCUGACCAACCAAUAUACUGUCAUAAUGACUACACAUAACUGCAGCUGUAAUAUCCCCAUGAUGGCUGCCAGCUUUGGGAAGAUCAUUACAAACGAGACAGAGAAUGAGUCUGUUUACAGAGGAAAUAAUUGGCCAGGGGACUCUCAGAUUCGUAUUCAAAGAAUUCAAGCAGCGUCUGCACCUCUUAGUGGCAGCUUUGACAUUCAAGCCUAUGGACAUAUUCUCAAAGGCCUCCCUGCCACUGUGUCAGCUGCAGAUUUACAGUUCGCUCUCCAGAGUCUGGGAGAAGCGGGACAAGUGUCAGUUACUCGAGAGGGAACCUGUGCUGGAUACUCAUGGAACAUCAAGUGGAGAAGUGUGGGUGGAAAGCAGAAUAUUCUACAGGUUAAUGAUUCCAACAUUGCUGGAGAAAAGGCUAAUAUGACAGUUGCAAGGAUAAAGGAAGGUGGCUUAUUCAGACAACGCAUUCUUGGAGACCUACUUCGUACACCCAGCCAACAGCCACAGGUUGAAGUCUACGUCAAUGGAAUUCCAGCUAAAUGUUCAGGUGCCUGUGGAUUUACAUGGGAUCCCAUGACUACUCCCCGAGUCUUGGCCAUAAACCCUUUUCAAGGGUCCUAUGAAGAAAACACAAUUCUAACCAUAUCAGGCUCUGGAUUUUUCCCUAGUUCAGCUGUAUCAGUCUCAGUUGGACCAGUAGGUUGCUCUCUUCUUUCUGUGGAUGAAAACCAGAUCAGAUGCCAGAUUCUGCACGGGAGCGCUGGGCAUUUCCCAGUUGCCGUGUCCGUCGCUGAUGUUGGCCUAGCACAGAAUGUGGGGGGUGAGGUAUUGCACUUCACCUAUCAGAGUCAGAUCUUACAUGUCUGGCCUGCUUCUGGAAGCCUAGCAGGUGGUACUGUGCUGACUCUAUCUGGAUUUGGAUUUAAUGAAAAUUCAAAGGUAUUAGUUGGAAAUGAAACCUGCAAUGUGGUUGAAGGGAAUUUGAAUACUUUAACUUGCAGAACACCAAAAAGAAUUGAGGGCACAGUUGAUGUUUCAGUUAUUACCAAUGGAUUUCACGUGAUAGCAAAUGAUGCUUUUAGUUAUAAUUGUUUACAGACUCCAGUGAUAAUUGAUUUUAACCCCAAAGAACGAUCAAUACUAGGAGAAGUUAAUUUAACAAUUAAAGGCUAUAACUUUGGAAAUGAGUAUACACAAAACCUGGUAUAUGUGGGAGGAAAAACCUGCCGGGUUCUUCAUUGGAACUUCACAGAUAUUAGAUGCCUUUUGCCCAGGUUGUCCCCUGGAAAACAUGAUGUCUAUGUAGAAGUCAGAAACUGGGGUUUUGCAUCAAAAAGAGACAAGUUACAUGUUUUUAUACAGUAUAUUUUGGAAGUGACCAACAUGUUUCCACAGAGAGGGUCCUUAUAUGGUGGAACUGAAAUCACUGUAAUGGGUUUUGGAUUCAGCACUAUACCAGCUGAGAACACUGUGCUUUUAGGCUCUUUUCCUUGCAAUGUGAUAUCAUCUUCAGACAAUGUCAUAAAAUGUAUUCUUCAUUCAACAGGAAAUGUAUUCAGGGUAACUAACAAUGGGAAAGAUCCAGAACAUGGAUUAGGUUAUGCCUGGUCCCCCUCAGUCUUAAAUGUGUCCGUGGGUGACACAGUGACAUGGCGUUGGCAAGCACAUCCAUUUCUUAGGGGAAUAGGAUAUAGAGUUUUCUCUGUAUCCAGUCCUGGAAGUGUAAUUUAUGAUGGCAAAGGAUUUACAAGCAGAAGGCAAAAAUCUGCAUUCGGUUCAUUUUCUUACCAAUUUACAUCCCCUGGAAUCCAUUAUUACAGUAGCGGGUGUGUUGAUGAUGCUUGCUCCAUUUUUCUCCAAGGAGUCAUUAAUGUGAAACCAGCUGAAACCAGGCACAUUCCCCUGCACCUGUUUGUGGGUAACACUGAAGCCACAUAUGCUCAAGCAGGGCUUGAGAACUUGCACUUGGGAAGCUCUGUGGCAGACUGCCUAGCAACAGAACCCCCGUGCAGUCUGAACAAUACCAGAGUUGACAACUCAAGUAGAUUGCUCUUUGAGCUUUCAAGUUGUUUUUCACCAUCUAUAAACAGCAUUAGUCCAUCCAUUGGAACAGUAAAUGAAUUGAUAACAAUUACUGGACAUGGCUUCAGUAAUCGCACAUGUGCUAAUAAGGUUACAAUUGGUAGCUAUCCCUGUGUUGUAGAAGAAAGUAGUGAAAAUUCCGUUAAGUGUCAUAUUGACCCUCAAAACUCAAUGGAUGUUGGCAUCAGGGAAAUUGUCACGUUAACUGUCCAUAACCUGGGCACUGCUAUCAGCACACUGCCCAGUGAAUUUGAUAGGCGAUUUGUACUUCUGCCGAACAUGGACACAGUGUUGCCGCAGGCAGGAUCAACUUCAGGAAUGACAAGAAUGACCAUAAAAGGCUCUGGAUUUGCAGCUUCUCCUGCUAAUGUUGACGUCCUUCUGGGUCAUUUACCAUGUAAAGUUCUAUCAGUGAAUUAUACGGACAUUGAAUGUGAAACACCCACUGCCCCUCAACAAUUUGUGAAUGUAAAUCUUCUAAUACAUGGUGUGUCUGCCCAGUGCCACGGGAACUGCAGCUUUUCCUAUUUAGACAGCCUCACACCUAUUAUAACAAGAAUCAUCCCCAGUAGUAUCAGUGGAUUUGUAGAAGUUCUUAUUCAAGGAGAAGGCUUUGGGACGAUCUUGGAGGACAUUGCUGUUUUCACGGGGAGUCAACAGUUCACAGCAAUGGAUGUUAAUGAGAAUAACAUCACUGUUCUUGUGACUCCUCUCCCAGCUGGACUUCAUUCUCUUAGUGUUGUGGUGGGAGCCAAAGGCUUGGCUCUGGGAAACCUUUCUGUCAGCAGCCCUGCAGAAGCAUCUGUCUCACCAACUUCUGGAAGCAUCGGAGGAGGAACAGUUUUGGUGAUCACUGGAAAUGGUUUUUAUCCAGGCAAAACCAUAGUCAUCGUUGGAGAUAACCCUUGCGAAAUUAUUUCUGUCAACUCCAGUGAAGUCUACUGCUCUACCCCAGCAGGGGAAGCUGCAACGGUUGAUGUAAAGAUCUUUGUUAGUGCAGUAGCUUACCCGCCUCUGUCAUAUACAUAUGCCCUGGAGGAUACUCCAGUUCUUGGAACAAUUGUCCCAAGUAGAGGUCCACCAGGAACUGAAAUUCAAAUCACUGGAUUUAAUUUUGGUGUUGAUAUCUUGGAAGUUUCAGUGAUGAUCGAUAACAUUCAGUGUAAUGUCACCAUGGUCAAUGAUAGUGUUUUGCACUGCAUCGUUGGGGAUCAUGCUGGUGGCACUUUUCCUGUUACAAUGCACCAUAAGACAAAAGGCUCUGCUGUAUCCACAGUUUUAUUUGAAUACCCACUUGCGAUUCAAAAUAUUCAUCCAAGCCAAGGGAGCUUUGGCGGUGGUCAAACCAUGACUGUGACAGGCACUGGGUUCAAUCCACAAAAUUCAACUGUAUUAGUAUGUGACUCAGAAUGUACAAUUGACAGGCUUAGAUCUAAUUACACAAACUUAUUAUGUAAAAUUCCACCUAAUAAUGGCAGGGGACCUGAGCAAGCCUGUGAAGUAAGUGUGGUCAAUGGGAAGGAUUUGUCACAGUCCACGACUCCGUUUACAUACAAUGUGUCACUGACUCCACUCAUCACCGAAAUAGCUCCCAAGAAGGGCAGUACAGCAGGGGGCACCAGACUUACAGUCAUGGGAUCAGGAUUCAGUGAAGAUAUGCAGGAUGUUCAUGUCACCAUAGCUGAAGCCCAGUGUGAUGUUGUGUAUUCCAACAACACACACAUCAUCUGCAUGACAAACGCCCAUGCUCCUUCAGAAUGGGCUCCAGUGCAUGUCAACAUCAGAAGUACCGGCAUGGCCAAACGGGUAACAGUGCUUUCAUAUUUUGAGGCCCGGAGUGGAACUCUAAUAUUUGAUGAAGCUGACAUUGAACUUCAGGCAGAAAAUAUCCUAAUUACAGAUGGAGGCAUUCUUCAGAUUGGGACUGAAACAUCCCCAUUUCAGCACAAGGCUGUCAUUACCUUGCAUGGGCACCUACGAUCUCCUGAGCUCCCUAUAUAUGGUGCCAAAACGCUGGCCGUGAGAGAGGGUGUCCUUGAUCUCCACGGUCUGCCUGUUCCUGUGGUCUGGACUCGUUUGGCUCAGACUGCCAAGGCAGGGGAAAGGAUUUUGGCUUUACAAGAAGCUGUAACUUGGAAAGCAGGAGAUGACAUUGUAAUUGCAAGCACAGGGCACAGACACAGUCAAGGAGAGAAUGAAAAAAGGACCAUAGAAUCUGUAUCUGCUGAUGGCAUAAACGUAACGCUAACUAAGCCACUGCAUUACACACACUUAGGAAUCACUGUUACACUCCCUGAUGGAACUUUGUUUGAGGCAAGAGCAGAAGUUGGAAUUCUGACCAGAAAUAUCUUAAUAAGAGGAUCUAGUAAUGUGGAGUGGAAUAACAAAAUUCCAGCAUGUCCUGAUGGAUUUGACGCAGGUGAAUUUGCAACACAGACAUGUCUCCAAGGAAAGUUUGGAGAAGAAAUAGGAAGUGACCAGUUUGGAGGCUGCAUUAUGUUUCAUGCUCCUGUCCCUGGUGCUAAUAUGGUAACUGGAAGAAUAGAAUAUGUAGAGGUAUUCCAUGCUGGCCAGGCUUUCCGGUUGGGACGAUAUCCAAUACAUUGGCACCUGUUGGGAGAUUUGCAGUUUAAGUCUUAUGUAAGAGGCUGUGCAAUUCACCAGACCUAUAACAGAGCUGUUACUAUCCAUAACACACAUCACCUUCUGAUUGAGAGGAAUAUUAUCUACGAUAUCAAGGGAGGAGCAUUUUUUAUAGAAGAUGGUAUCGAACAUGGCAAUAUCCUGCAGUAUAACUUGGCAGUCUUUGUACAGCAAAGUACUAGCCUUCUGAAUGAUGAUGUGACCCCAGCUGCAUUCUGGGUAACCAACCCAAACAACACCAUACGACACAAUGCAGCCGCUGGUGGUACUCACUUUGGCUUUUGGUACCGAAUGAAUAACCACCCAGAUGGACCUUCCUAUGACCGAAACACUUGCCAAAAAAGAAUUCCUCUUGGAGAAUUCUUUAACAACACUGUUCAUUCUCAAGGUUGGUUUGGAAUGUGGAUAUUUGAAGAAUAUUUCCCCAUGCAAACAGGAUCUUGCACUUCUACAGUGCCAGUGCCUGCAAUAUUUAGUUCACUUACCACUUGGAACUGUCAAAAAGGAGCUGAAUGGGUCCAUGGUGGUGCCCUUCAAUUCCAUAACUUUGUGAUGGUAAAUAAUUAUGAGGCUGGAAUCGAGACCAAGAGGAUCCUGGCACCUUAUGUUGGAGGAUGGGGUGAGACCAAUGGAGCAGUGAUUAAAAAUGCCAAAAUAGUUGGUCAUCUCGACGCACUGGGAAUGGGGUCUGCAUUUUGCACAAUGAAAGGCCUGCGUCUCCCUUUCAGUGCGGGCUUGACUGUAUCUUCCGUACGUUUUAUGAACUUUGACCGUCCCAGCUGUGUAGCUUUAGGAGUGACAUCCAUCACUGGCGUUUGUAAUGACAGAUGUGGAGGUUGGAGUGCAAAAUUUGUUGACAUCCAGUAUUUUAACACACCGAACAAGGCUGGAUUUCGAUGGGAACAUGAAAUGGUACUGAUUGAUGUUGAUGGUUCACUUACAGGACACAAAGGACACACCGUCAUCCCUCACAGCUCGUUGCUGGAUCCUUCUCACUGCACUCAAGAACCCGAGUGGAGCAUUGGAUUCCCCGGGUCUGUCUGCGAUGCCUCUGUCAGUUUUCACCGUUUAGCGUUCAAUAAGCCUUCUCCAGUAUCUCUGCUAGAAAAGGAUGUGGUUCUCUCAGACUCUUUUGGCACAAGCAUUGUUCCUUUUCAGAAGAAACGACUGACUCAUACAUCAGGAUGGAUGGCUCUGAUUCCAAAUGCAAAUCAUAUUAACUGGUAUUUUAAAGGUGUAGAUCAUAUAAAUAACAUAUCAUAUACAUCAACCUUCUAUGGAUUUAAGAAAGAAGAUUAUGUAAUCAUAUCUCAUAAUUUCACUCAAAAUCCUGAUAUGUUUAAUAUUAUUGAUAUGAGGAAUGCCUCUUCAAACCCAUUGAAUUGGAAUACUAGCAAGAAUGGAGACUGGCACCUUGAAGCAAACACUAGUACUCUAUACUACUUGGUGUCAGGAAGAAAUGACCUCCGCCAGAGCCAGCCUGUUUCUGGGACGCUGGAUCCUGAUGUCAAAGAUGUCACUAUUAAUUUCCAAGCUUACUGUUGUGUUCUUCAGGACUGCUUUCCUGUUGAUCUCUCAUCAAGAAAACCAACUCCCAGGAAGCGACCAGCCACAUACAAUUUAUGGUCAAAUGAUUCUUUUUGGCAAUCAUCUCGAGAAAAUAAUUAUACCAUACCCCACCCAGGAGCAAAUGUGGUUAUUCCUGAAGGAACAUGGAUUGUAGCAGACACAGAUAUUCCUCCAAUAGAAAGGCUCAUUAUUUGGGGGGUUCUAGAACUGGAAGAUACAUAUAAUGUGGGAGCUGCGAAGUCUUCUUACAGAAAAGUUGUUUUGAAUGCUACUUACAUAUCCCUGCAGGGAGGUAGAUUAAUUGGUGGCUGGGAGGAUAACCCUUUUAAAGGAGAACUACAGAUUAUACUUAGAGGAAAUCAUUCUACCCCAGACUGGACUCUACCAGAAGGACCAAAUCAAGGGUCAAAGGUCUUAGGGGUGUUUGGUGAGCUGGAUCUUCAUGGAAUUCCACGUUCAAAAUAUAAAACGAAGCUCUCAGAAACCGCAGAGGCGGGUUCCAGAGUCCUGUCUCUGAUGGAUACUGUGGAUUGGCAGGAGGGUGAAGAGAUUGUGAUAACAACCACAAGCUAUGAUUUCCAGCAGACAGAAACCAAAAGAAUUGCGAAAGUCCUGCAUGAUCACAAAGUUCUCAUUCUCAAUGAUACUCUUUCCUAUACUCACCUGGCUCAAAAGUACCAUGUUCCUGGCACAGGUCAGAGCUAUACACUGGCAGCUGAUGUUGGGAUACUGAGUAGAAAUAUCAAAAUAGUAGGCCAAGAUUACCCAGGUUGGGUCAAAGAAUCUUUUGGUGCACGAGUCCUGAUCAGCUCAUUUACUGAAAAUAUGAUGACAUUUAGAGGAGAAGCAAGAAUAAGUAAUGUUGAAUUUUAUCAUGGUGGUCAAGAAGGCUAUAGGGAUAGCACAGACCCAAGAUAUGCUGUAACAUUUCUUAACCUAGGACAGAUUCAAGAAAAUGGCUCAUCUUAUAUUCGAGGCUGUGCUUUUCACCAUAGCUUUUCCCCAGCAAUUGGUGUGUUUGGGACCGAUGGAUUGGACAUAGAUGAUAACAUCAUUUACUUUACAGUGGGGGAAGGGAUAAGAAUAUGGGGGGAUGCCAAUAGACUUCGAGGAAAUUUGAUUUCACUUUCAAUUUGGCCAGGAACCUAUCAGAACAGAAAAGAUUCAAGUUCAACUCUCUGGCAUGCUGCAAUUGAGAUAAAUAAAGGGACCAAUACAAUUUUACAAAAUAACAUAGUUGCUGGAUUUGGAAGGGCAGGAUACCGCAUUGAUGGUGAACCUUGUUCAAGUUGGCAGUUCAAACCUACCCAGCUCUACUAUGGAAGAAAGCCCAGGGGAUCUGCCUGUGUAAUAACUGCAGCCACGAAACCCUUCAGGAGAUCAUUAAUUGUUGGAAGCAGCCCUGCCUUUAAUUGCUCUGAUAUCCUAACUAAUGACAACCCGAAUAUCAAACUUACUGCAGCCCAUCGGAGUUCUAGACCUCUAUCAGGUGGGAGAAGUGGGAUUUGCUGGCCUACAUUUGCUUCAGCACAUAACAUGGCACCCCGGAAACCCCAUGCAGGGCUCAUGAGUUACAAUGCGAUCAGUGGCCUUUUGGACAUCUCAGGUGUAACAUUUGUUGGAUUUAAAAAUAUUUGUUCAGGUGAGACUAAUGUAAUAUUCAUUACUAACCCUUUAAAUGAGGAUCUACAACACCCAAUCCAUGUGAAGAACAUACAGCUGGUUGAUUCUACUGAACAAUCAAAAAUAUUUAUACACAGGCCUGAUGUAAGUAAGGUGAAUCCAUCUGACUGUGUAGACAUGGUUUGUGAUGCCAAAAGAAAAUCUUUUCUUAGAGACAUGGAUGGCUCUUUUCUGGGGAGUUCUGGUUCAGUGAUUCCUCAGGCAGAAUAUGAAUGGAGUGGAAACAGCCAACUUGGAAUUGGAGAUUACAGAAUUCCUAAGGUCAUGCUCACAUUCCCUAAUGGAAGUAGAAUUCCUGUUACUGAGAAAGCACCUUAUAAAGGAAUUAUUAGAGAUGCAACCUGUAAAUACAUUCCAGAGUGGCAGAGCUAUCGGUGUUUUGGGAUGGAAUAUGCAAUGAUGGUUAUCGAAAGCCUAGAUUCUGACUCAGAAACACGAAGACUUUCACCAGUAGCUAUAGUGAGCAAUGGUUAUGUUGAUCUCAUUAAUGGCCCACAGGAUCAUGGCUGGUGUGCUGGAUACACGUGCCAGAGAAGACUGUCCCUAUUUCAUAGCAUUGUAGCUCUGAACAAAUCUUAUGAGGUUUACUUCACUGGCACCAGUCCUCAGAAUCUUCGACUGAUGUUACUUAAUGUUGAUCAUAACAAGGCUGUUCGAGUAGGAAUUUUUUUUUCCACACUUCAGCGUUUGGAUGUCUAUGUGAAUAAUUCAUUGGUCUGCCCCAAAAAUACAUUAUGGAACCCUCAACAGAAUCAGUGUGAAUUUAAUAGACAACUGUACACAGAGCAAUUCCUUCCUGCCCUGAAUUCCACUGUCCUUGGUGAAAACUACUUUGAUAGGACCUACCAGAUGCUUUACCUUUUGGUUAGAGGAACAAUACCUGUCGAAGUCCACACCAUUGCAGUCAUAUUUAUUUCUUUCCAAUUACCUGCUGUAACAGAAGAUGACUUUUACAGUUCCCAUAAUCUGGUUAGAAAUCUCGCCUUGUUCCUAAAGAUACCACAUGAGAAAAUCCGCGUCAGCAAUGUACUACGAGGGAAAAGUCUGCGGAGAAAGAGGUCCAUGGGACUCACAAUUGAAUUAGAAAUCGGAGAUCCUCCCACUCAGUUCACAAGCAAUGACCCUGCAGUCAUAGUUAUCCAGGUGACUGCCCAACCAGUUGAAAGGUCUGCAUUUCCUGUUCAUUAUGUGUCCUUUGUGUCCUCGCUCUCAGUGAUCACUCAGCCAGUGGCGGCACAGCCAGGACAGCCAUUUUCCCAGCAGCCUUCAGUAAAGGCAGUAGAUUCUGAUGGUAAUUGUGUAUCAGUUGGGGUUACUUCACUAACUUUGAAGGCUAUUCUAAAGGAUUCCAGUAAUAACCAAAUCAGUGGUCUUAGUGGAAAUACAACAAUUCCAUUUAACAGCUGCUGGGCCAACUACACAGACCUUACUGUUCUUAGAAAUGGACAAACUUUUAAGAUUGAAUUUGUACUGGAUAAUGUUGCUCAGGUGGAAUCAAGGACUUUCAGCCUGCCAGCACAGUCUGUCUCCAGUGGCAGCGGCAGCAGCAGCAGCAACAGCGAAGCAGCAACUCUGGGUACAGCGGCCCACGUGACUGUAGUAAUUAGCUGUCUCGCAGGUAGAAUGCUGCUCUUGGAAAUAUUUAUGACUGCAGUUUUUAUUCUGAAUAUGUGUCUAUUUCUGGUUGCUGAUGACAGAAAAUUCACCUCUGUUGAAGCACUAAUCCCUGUUGUGAGAAAAAAGAAGAUUCUACUGGACUUGCAGCUGAUUAACCUAGGCCAAGCCUUGAACACAGCCGAGUCUACCACCCCUCGCCCCGCCCCCCAGCGUUCAUUGGUUCGCAGCUCCGAAGCAAUCCGCAACCUCGCGUCUAUUGGGCCAGAUAGGUCCUGGGGCGGAGUGCGGAAGCGGGAGCUAGGAGCAACCGAGAACCGCCUUCAAGGAGGAGGUGAAGGGGAGGGACUGAGGGAGGGCUUCCCGGGGAGGAGGUGGCUAUGGCAGCUGCGCGGAGGCAACGGCGCCUGCGAAAGAGCGCGCGCCCGGCUUUGA